AUGACACGCCUAACCUGGCUCCAGUCCCUCGAGACGGACGGAUUCGUCGUCCUCCCCUCCGUUAUUCCCUCCGAGCUUUGCGUCGAGUUCCAGCAAGAAGCCUGGGAGUGGCUCGAGAGUUUCCCUUACGGCUUCAAGCGCGACGACAAGAAUACUUGGAACGCCGAGUGUCUGCCUUACAGCACUACCGGCGGGCUGUACAACAGAUAUUCUGUCAACCAUGAGGCUUUCGUUUGGAAGAUCCGCACGCUACCCGCCAUCCGUCAGAUCUUUGCCGACAUCUGGGGUACCGACGACCUCAUCGCCUCUUUUGACGGUAUGAAUGCUUCUAUUCCUAUCAACGCUAGCACCGGUCGAACGGAUAUCAGCCCCACAAAGCCUUGGCCUCAUAUCGACCAGAACCCCCGCCAGGUAGCCAAUUUUCAGCUGUACCAAUCCAUCGCCUGUCUCUCCCCUUCAGGUCCUUCCGACGGCGGGCUCUGCGUCCUCUCAAAAUCGCAUCUUUUGCAUCAAAAAUACUUCAAAUCCAUCGGAGGGUUCAAGCCUGAUCAAGACGUUGGCGUAGCCGAGAAUGGGUACAACUAUAAGGAUGGGGAUCUGGAUUGGUACAAGGCGAGAGGAUGUGAGGAGGUCAAGAUCUGCGCGAAUGAGGGUGACUUGAUUCUUUGGGACUCGAGGACGAUCCACUGGAAUGCUUCUCCCACUGGCACCCAAACCCGAUUCGCGACGUACAUCUGUUACUCUCCCCAGACCCACAUGUCGCCGACAGAGUUGGAGAGCAAGAUCGAGAUAUUCAAAGCGCGCAAAGGGACGACUCACUUCCCUUAUCUCAACCGAGUCCCAGCAGAACGUCCCGGGUACUAUAAUGCCCUCCCUCGCCGACCUGAUGGAUCGCUUGAUCCUGCGAAUCGUACGAAGCCUAUGAAAGAGCCAGUGGAGACUGCAGAAGUUCUGAAAGCGGCCGGGGUGAGAGCUUGA
Messenger RNA from Cryptococcus wingfieldii CBS 7118, 978 nucleotides. RefSeq lists its product as hypothetical. Lineage: Eukaryota; Fungi; Basidiomycota; Tremellomycetes; Tremellales; Cryptococcaceae. The record is from RefSeq and is a predicted model, not a curated record. The coding region runs from base 1 to 978 and encodes 325 amino acids. The transcript is spliced from 6 exons.